GAAAUUGAGUUUCAAGAGGCCGUGGUAAUCAUGGAUCUAGAGGCCGUGAUAGAGGUCGUGGUAAAGGUCGUAAUGGAAGUCAUGGUAGAGGUUAUCAUGAUAAAGAUCAUAAUGGUAAACUAA
Messenger RNA from Funneliformis caledonium, 123 nucleotides. The record is from the annotation of a GenBank genome assembly. NCBI's taxonomy places the organism in Eukaryota, Fungi, Glomeromycota, Glomeromycetes, Glomerales, Glomeraceae.